AUGAUGAGGAAGACAACGGCAAUCUUUGGCUGUGUGGUCAUAGCCCUGUGCAUUGGCUAUCUGCCCCUUGGGGAAGCCGUAACCUGCACGGACGCUCCCACGGAUCCGGCCUGCAUUAACUGCACCAAUGACCCAACCAAUGCCGAGUGCGUGGCAACUACGGUGGCACCUGAAGUCACGACUGUGGCUGCCGAGGUGACUACAGCUGCGACGGCUGCUGGCGACACAACCGCUGCUACUGCCACAGAUACAACAACGGCGGCAACCUCUGCUGCGGCCACAACAACAACAGCUACCACAACCGGCACAAAAAAGAAGCGGGUGAUCAAGUAUAAGCGCCGUGUCAAGGGUGGCAAGACAAGAAGGAGGCGGAACCGCAAGACCAGGCGCAGGAGGCGCAACACAACGGGUUAA
Messenger RNA from Drosophila subobscura, 414 nucleotides. RefSeq lists its product as uncharacterized. The record is from RefSeq and is a predicted model, not a curated record. The transcript has a single exon. Bases 1 to 414 code for a protein of 137 amino acids. Lineage: Eukaryota; Metazoa; Arthropoda; Insecta; Diptera; Drosophilidae.